Molecule: messenger RNA, 1353 nt
Organism: Durusdinium trenchii
Lineage: Eukaryota; Dinophyceae; Suessiales; Symbiodiniaceae
Source: the annotation of a GenBank genome assembly
AGUCUUUCGGCUUUGAAGUGGGCUGAGUCAGCCUGGAACGUCACACGCUCAGCACCUGAACGUCACGUCACGUUCACCGCUCCCAGCGGAUGGCACACUCCGAGUCCGAGUUUUCGAUGGUCUCCGUGGCCAGGGAUGCCACGGAUGCCGCCACCACCCGGAGCCCCUUCGAGUUGAUGAAGAUCGGAGAAGAGCAGGAGAACGAAUACCUCCGAGAUGCCGCCGAUCGACUCAGCGUUGACUUGUGGGGCCCAAGCGUCCACGAUCGCAUUCGGGCGCUGGCCGAAGGGUCAGGUCCAGACGUGCAAACGCGGCUUCAAGACUUGACGUCCAGCUUCCAGAAGGUCACUUGCAAGCGCAUCUUCAGUAUGCGGCUGAACAUCAAGAAUAUGGCCUACACGGUGUUCGAGCUUCUUACACGCGAAGUGCAGGGUGAUCAAGAAGUACCAGAAAAAACCUGCAUGAAGUUGGAGGCGACGAGAAAGCAAAUAACUGCGGAGAUUGAGAAACAAUUGGAGGACUUCAGCAUCCGCAGCAAGAAGCACGGACAGGAGGUGGUGGCGUUGAUGGGCGAAGCCAAGGCAAACUUCUGGCACUGCGCUCUUGGGUUGAAAGGCGCCCUCGCAGUUGGUACAUGUGGUGCAGUGGUUGCUCGCUUGCUAUAUUUGGCUUCUUUCCGACCCGAAAGGCUUGCUUGGACCAGUUUUGUGAAUCGUUGGUCCAAGCCAAGCUACAAGGAUCCCUCAGGAAGAAUCCACUACCAGAGACUGACCGCAGAGGAGGGUGGUAUCAGACUUGAGGCCAGGUGGGCCCUGAGCUUUUGGUGUGGUAUCCCCGUUCUGGCAAUUCUGUUCGGCGGACUCGGUGCCCUUUGGGCAUACCGCAGCCUGUGUCAAAAGAAGGUUGCAGAGACAGAGGCGGAUGCGCACACACUCUUGAAAGCUGACAUAGAGCGACACAAGAGGAUGUGGGAGGGAAUCCACAUUGCAGUGCACUCAGUGGAGCACCAUUUCCAGACUCUCCAAAGCCUGGGCGAAGACCAACCACUGCAUCGCCAGGAGACAAUCAAGAACCUCGUACGGUCCCUAUGGGCAAUGCGCAUGGGCAUUGACGAAAUUUGCGUGUGGAUGAAAGAGAACGGGUGCUUCCCACCCUCCUACAGCGUGCGCAAUGAGAUCGGACAUGUGCUCCAUGACCGGAUUGUGAGCGUUUUCAACCAGGUGAAAGGCAAGGCUGGGCGCCAAGAGUGUGCUCAAAUUGGAGUUGCAUGAUAGGGAUGUGGGAUGGUCAUCCAUUGCAGAUGAAGGCUGACCAACCUACACAAUGGUGGAACAAGCUUGAAACUCUCAUGUC